GGGCAACCAAAAAAAAAAAAAAAAGACAAGAGGAGAAAGAAAAGCAAAGGAAGGGCAUGUGACUGAUCACGGCUUUGCCUCCACCGCAUAAAGCUCCCUUCACAGAUACAUACACUCUCUUUCUCUCUCUUCCGGCGUUUAUUCUUCUUAUUUCGCCACCGUCCUCCGCCGCCGUGGUGGACUUAUAUCUCUGCGUUUCACGACCUGCCGCCACCGCCGGCGAUAGGUUUCAAUGAUGAAUUAAGGCGUUGGCCAGAGAGAGAAGAGAGAUUGAGAUCUGUCGAUAUGCUAGCGAAGAAUCGGCUGCCGGGAAGCGGCCACACUACUCCGUCUCCUCCGGCAUCUCCUCGCCGUUCUCCUCGUUAUCGUCACGGUCGGUCUAAAGCCGCCGCCGGUAGUAGAUUUCCUACGGUUCAACCAAGUCGGACCCUCGCUCAUCGCCUCUCGUGGAUCCUCUUAUCGGUUCUUCUCCGUCGUCAGGGGAUUUUCUUAUUCGCUCCUCUAAUCUAUAUCUCUUGUAUGCUGCUUUACAUGGGAACCGUCUCCUUCGACGUUGUUCCAAUCAUUCAGCGUCGACCUCCUCCAGGAUCCGUUUACAAAAGCCCUCAGGUUUACGCCAAGCUCCGUCCUGAGAUGGACGCCGAUAAUUCCACCGCUGAUGCCAUAACAACCAUCUGGAAACAUUCCUAUAAAGGUGGUGAAUGGAAGCCGUACGUGAACAAGUCUACUGGAGACUUGCCUGAGUCAAACGGUUACAUAUAUGUUGAGGCAAAUGGAGGCUUGAAUCAGCAGCGGACAUCGAUAUGCAAUGCGGUUGCUGUGGCAGGAUAUCUUAAUGCAACUCUAGUAAUUCCCAACUUUCACUAUCACAGCAUAUGGAGAGAUCCAAGUAAAUUUGGGGACAUCUACGAUGAAGAGUUCUUUGUCAGUACCUUAUCAAAUGAUGUGCGGGUGGUUGAUACAAUUCCUGAAUAUCUAAUGGAGCGUUUUGACCAUAACAUGACAAAUGUCUAUAACUUCAGAGUUAAAGCAUGGUCACCUAUUCAAUAUUAUCGAGACUCGAUCUUGCCGAAACUUCUUGAGGAGAAGAUUAUACGAAUAUCUCCAUUUGCAAAUAGACUUUCUUUUGAUGCUCCUCAAGCUGUCCAGAGACUUAGAUGUUUGGCGAAUUACGAAGCCCUGAAGUUUUCGAAAACCAUACUAACCCUAGGAGAAACACUGGUGAAGAGAAUGAAAGAGCAAAGUGCAAACCACGGUGCAAAAUACGUGUCUGUACAUCUGCGUUUUGAAGAGGACAUGGUAGCUUUCUCCUGUUGCAUAUUUGAUGGUGGGAACCAAGAAAAACAAGAUAUGAUUGCAGCAAGAGAACGAGGAUGGAAAGGAAAGUUCACAAAACCAGGCCGUGUUAUACGACCUGGUGCUAUCAGGCAAAACGGAAAAUGCCCUUUAACUCCUUUAGAGGUGGGUUUAAUGCUUAGAGGAAUGGGGUUCAACAAAAGCACAUAUAUUUUCCUCGCGUCUGGUGAAAUAUAUGAUGCGAAUCGAACUAUGGCCCCGCUACUAGAGAUGUUCCCAAAUUUACAAACUAAGGAGAUGCUUGCAUCAGAGGAGGAACUUGCUCCAUAUAAGAAUUUCUCUUCCAGAAUGGCUGCAAUAGAUUACACGGUCUGUCUCCACAGUGAGGUAUUUGUGACCACGCAAGGUGGAAACUUUCCUCAUUUCCUCAUGGGUCAUCGGAGAUAUAUGUUUGGAGGACAUUCCAAGACCAUUAGACCAGACAAGCGAAAGUUAGCAAUCCUCUUUGACAAUCCAAACAUCGGGUACUCACUUCUUCUACUCUUCGUCUUCGAUAAACCCUACCAAAUCUCCACAUGAAUAAAAUUUGAAUUGUUACCUUUUUAUUCACCAUACCAGUGUUGCACUCACCUGCAAACCUUACACCCUGUUACUGUGUUAUCACUUAUUGCUCAAACGAUGUUUUGCCCCGCAGAUGGCGGAGUUUUAAACGUCAGAUGCUAAACAUGAGGUCUCAUAGUGACUCAAAGGGGUUUGAGCUAAAACGACCUAAUGACUCCAUUUACACAUUCCCUUGCCCUGACUGCAUGUCCCGUAGGAACAAAACAACAACCCCAGAAUCGAGACCACCUCCUGCCACCUGAAAACACACAUUUGAUUACCGGCCUUCCAGAAUCUGCUUCUACAGGCUACGUUCAUUCCUUGUAAUUCUAAUUCUUUCAAAUCAGACACAGGACCUUAGUGACUCGGCCUGCCCAGAAUUUUAGGGAAGACAGCGUUUGAAUGGGCCGUGGAAUCAUCUAUUUAUUCUCCGGCGAGGAGUAACAGCCACAACAUUGUUUGAUACCUUUGACACAUUGAAGCUGAUGUAUCUAACAGGAAAGACGAGAUUGAAGUUUUAACACAUUCCCUAGCUGCUGCUGGGCAAAGAAUAGGACAGCGUUUGGAUUUUGGUGUUUUUUUCUUGGGGUGUUUUGGUGGUUUGAAGAAGCGUUUGCGUUUUGUACAUUUUGUGAACGCAGGCUUUGUGUUAGGAGAUAUGUAGAGAGAGACGGACAAGGGGGAGAAAAGAAGCUGCCCUAAAAGUUUUGUACAUUGAUUUGGUUAGAGAUCAUUGUCUCUUCUUUUCUUUUCUUUUCUCUGAUCAUAGGGUUUUUUAAUUGUUUCAUCAUCAUAUUCUUAUGAUUCUUUUCUUUCACAAGAUAAUUUUUUCAAUAGUGAUUUAAUUCAUUUUUGCUUCUUCCAGUCGUGUUCAUGUUUUUCAUUUGUUCUUAUAUCAGUUUUAAAUUUAUUCACUUCAUGUAC
This is a messenger RNA of Arabidopsis thaliana (thale cress), 2820 nucleotides long. Its product is annotated as O-fucosyltransferase family protein. Gene Ontology annotation, cellular component: Golgi membrane. Bases 286 to 1875 code for a protein of 529 amino acids. The record is from RefSeq and is marked reviewed. The transcript has 9 exons. Lineage: Eukaryota; Viridiplantae; Streptophyta; Magnoliopsida; Brassicales; Brassicaceae.